GCCAGUCCAUGUCUCUGGGAGACUUUCAGGUUCUGGCGCGGACGGCAACCGACCACCCGUGGACCUGGUAUCCGGCGGUGUUUCUGGCGCCCCGGGUCUUAUGGAAUAAAUAUGCCUACGUUCAGAUCCAAUUAGGUCCUCACUUCGUGGAAAAGUUUGUCAGUGCCGAGGUUGUUCGGUGGACGUGCCGGGACGGGGUGAGUCGCGCUGUCGGGCCGGUGGAUUAUGUUGUGCGGGCGUGCACCCUGCCGCCUGAGUAUGCGACGGGACUUCCGAUUGAGCCGGCGUUGUGGUGUUUGUGGCAGGAAACGAUGUCGAAGCAGGUCGACACCGGGCAUCCCCUUUGUGUGGUAUAUAAGAGCAUGCUGUAUCUUCAGGAUCUGUCACUGACACCAGUACAAAAAAAAGAUUUGAAGCGAAUAAAUGGAUUGGCCAAAGGGAAGAUGGCACGGCGUUUGAAAGCUGGCUGGAUUUACAGCGAAGACCAGUGGAUCCCGCCCAAAAUCCAGUACGGAAAUGGCGUUGCUCGGUAUGCUGCACCGGUACCACCGUUCAAUCAAAGGCGAGCCGCGCUUGUACCGGAAUUGUGGCGCGAGAUUCUCACCUGUUUCUGCACAAACGAGCGCUCCGUCUACCGCCGUGUCAGUCCGCUGUGGAACGCGAUUAUUCAACAUGAAGAGAGUAGCCAAUACCUAACGCUCAACUUCGGCAACCGCGGCCCGGUACUCCGCUCCGUGGGCAUAUGCAUCGUCCACUGUUUAACUGCCGCCACGGAGAUGGUCGUUAUUACUUGCACCGAACAGCGCAGGACGCUAAAUGACCUCAGCGACUGCCUGUGCCUCAUCAGCGCCUUAUACCAACAGCUCGGCUACCGCCCGCGAAGGUUGCAGGUGAUGGUCUACUGCUGUAACUGGAAAGUGAGUAAUAAAUACCUGGUCUCGGAGGGGGAGGUGCUGGGCCUGCUGACCAACACGUGUGCCAACGCGGCGGUCGCCGUUGAGCGCAUCUUCUGGCGCAACUGCAGCUUUGCCGGUAGCGGCGGUGAACAUACCGAGAACACUGUGCUGAGCGAUAUGACGAUCGUCCGCGGCACUAUGAUUGCUAUGCCAACGGCAAUGUGCUUGAAUGGAUGAAUGGUUCUUCUCUCGCGAGCUGGUUGUGUGGAUUAAUGAACUUACUUUUGAAUGUUGUUAUAAUUUAUGUUAAUAAAGUUGCUGUGCAUUUUAGGUGUAGGUAAUGCUGUACCGCGUGCCCUGCCACUACUGCGGGCAACAUGUACAAGUGAUGGAUAGUGGUGGUGGUAGUAUGUACGGUAUUAUGUAGUAAUGCAAU
Messenger RNA from Paramacrobiotus metropolitanus, 1332 nucleotides. RefSeq lists its product as uncharacterized. The transcript has 3 exons. NCBI's taxonomy places the organism in Eukaryota, Metazoa, Tardigrada, Eutardigrada, Parachela, Macrobiotidae. The coding region runs from base 9 to 1133 and encodes 374 amino acids. The record is from RefSeq and is a predicted model, not a curated record.